UUUCAGGAUGGUAUGUUGCUCUUGAUGUGAUGAUAUCCUGAAUUUCGAAAAUGUCUCUUCAAGCAAUGGAUAUUGUUCUGAUAUGCUUAGGCUCUGUUGUAUUAUUCCUAGCUUUAUUUGCUUUUCUGCUAUAUCUAUUCAUCAAGCAAAGGAAGUGGCAACAGAAGCCGACAGCAACGCAAAAUGUCGCCAGAAAUUACUAUCUAAAUCGACCACCGUCAAUCACAUCGUCGUUAAAAAACGGUGCAGCUCCUACCAUCGUCACUGUCAACCCACCUAAUGAGACGUACUUGCGUAAUGGCGGAACUCAAGAGCGACGGAAACGUCCUGAAAAUCGCGAAAAUGGAGAGUUGGUCGUGGAGAAGGUGUCUGAAACUAAGGAUGUAAAAAAUAAUGAGGAAGUACAUCAUUCUCCAGGUGCAAACUCUCUUAAACGACAAAAUAGGCCUUGCAAAAUCAAGCUCACCCCGGAUGUGGCAGUGGCUGCACAAGCUGAAGCCGUGCAAACAGAACAUACAGUGUCAGACUUCUUAGAAGACCUGAAAAAAAUACGAGACGGGAACGAUUCAGUACUUUACGAAGAGUUUCAGAUACUCGAGACAAAAGAAGCAGCAAGGGGAAGGAAUUGCUCAGUUGCCGAACGAGAACGAACACGAAACCGAUUCAUAGAUAUUUUGCCAAACGAUGAUACGCGAGUAAUCCUUCGAGGACCAGUCGAUUACAUUAAUGCCAGCUUGAUAGAUGGCUACAAAAAUGCCGGACAAUUCAUUGCCACACAAGGACCUGUCGGUCCAGAAGAAGUCUCUGACGGUAGGAAAGAGAGCACGGUGGACGAUUUCUGGAGAAUGAUCUGGGAGAAGAAUGUGCAAUGCGUGCUAAUGCUUACUGAUUGUGUGGAAAAUAUGAGGCAACGAUGUACUCAAUACUGGCCUGAGUUGGGUGAGUCACGAAAGUUUGGCGAUGUGGAUGUGGAAUUGCGUUCCGAAUCCGUCGAUCCUGUCUGUACUCAUCGAGAGCUGGACAUCAAAAAAGGUGUUGAGACAAAAGAGGUCUCACAAUACCACUUCCUAAAUUGGAAAGAUGCCAAAGGUCCAGAAUCUACGGGUCAUUUGCUCGAUUUUAUUGAACGGGUGAUGAACAAACAGUACCGGAAGCCAAUUGUCGUUCACUGCAGUGCCGGCGUUGGUCGAACGGGGGUACUGAUUGCAUUAUGGCGAUUAAUCGAACGAGCACGGACAGAGCAUGUAAUCGACAUUUUCGGUACCGUCGAUGCCCUUCGAAAGCAACGUAGCCGUAUGGUGCAAACACCUGAACAAUACCUCACAUUGUACGAAGCAUUAUCACUUGCAAUUGUCGAAGAACGAUUAUAGUAUAUGCCUUUUCUACCAAUACGGAUUGAAGAAGACUUAUCGAUUUAUUCACAUAUCCAUAGUUUGUAUAUACAUUUGUGUACGGAAAGCAAUAAGGGAGAUGCAUUUUUGAAUAUGAACGAUUGAAUUGCCUGUUUACACUGUUCAUGUCGACAGAGAUGCUAGAUGAUAAAAAAGUAAAGCUUGUGGUGUAG
This is a messenger RNA of Cylicocyclus nassatus, 1564 nucleotides long. The record is from the annotation of a GenBank genome assembly. Lineage: Eukaryota; Metazoa; Nematoda; Chromadorea; Rhabditida; Strongylidae.